This is a messenger RNA of Lasiosphaeria miniovina, 2128 nucleotides long. RefSeq lists its product as uncharacterized. Lineage: Eukaryota; Fungi; Ascomycota; Sordariomycetes; Sordariales; Lasiosphaeriaceae. The coding region runs from base 377 to 1981 and encodes 534 amino acids. The transcript has 5 exons. The record is from RefSeq and is a predicted model, not a curated record. Gene Ontology annotation, molecular function: phosphatidylinositol binding; ubiquitin binding.
ACCCGCGGUCCCUGGAGACGCCUGAGCCAGCCUGAGCUCAGCCUGCGCCUGGGCAGCCUGGAGAGGGGCGGAUGCUCUAGCUUCUUUGCAUUAACCGCCUUAGCAAUCGCCAAACUAGACGUUGCAACAUCUCCAUUAAACGAGCGCAAACAGCCCAAACGACGGCCGAUUCGGGUUUUUAUUAUCUACGACUUUUCCCUUUCCUCUCACCGUCGCACUGCUGCCGUCGCACCGUCCAGCGACACAUCGUUUUGCGACAAGGCAAGAGGAGAGAAGCGAGGCUGAACUCGGACUUUCCCGCCAUUUGCUCUCCGCGCGCGCCCCCCUCUCGGACCAUUGAUUUGGGAGGAGUGCAACGGCACGGAGCUGAGGGGCCAUGAAAGGCUUUAGCAUGAAUAAGGUGCUGGGGAGCAUCAAGAAGAAGCCGACUUUUGGUGGUGGGAGCUCCGACAGCGCAGCUCCGCCAAACCCCGAGAACGAGUCCCCAGAGGCGGUCGCGGCGCGAUGUGUGAAGCAAUUCUGCGAAUCCGGGGGCAGUCAAGGGGGCGAUGACGUUACCUUUCUACCUUACAUCGUGGACGCGGCCGAGUCGUCCCCAGCGGCGGCGGCCGAGAGCGCGCGCCUGAUCCGCAAGUUCCUCCACCACGAUUACUGGAGUAAGCCGUCGUUCCAGUACAACGCCAUCAUGCUGAUCCGCAUCCUGUCGGACAACCCGGGCCCGACCUUCACGCGCAACCUCGACAAGAAGUUUGUCGAUGUCACCAAGGAGCUGCUCCGCUCGGGCCGUGACCCGAGUGUGCGCCAGCUGCUCAUGGAGACGCUUGACGCUUUUGAGAACACCAAGGGCUACGACGAGGGGCUCGGCUUGAUAAUCGAGAUGUGGAAGAAGGAGAAGGAGAAGGCAUACAAGGCAUACGGCGGACGCCCCGUGGCUCCUCUUAUGGGUGCGCCCAACGGGCCUGCUUUCCCACCUGGAGGUGGCCAGGCGCCUGCUCGGCAAGAGUACUUUUCGCGCUCCCACAGCAACAGGAGGCUACCUGACCCGAUUGAGUUGGCAAACCGGCUGGAGGAGGCCCGGACGUCGGCCAAGCUGCUCGAGCAAGUCGUGGCCUGCACGCCGCCGUCCGAGAUUCUCUCCAACGACUUGAUAAAGGAGUUUUCAGACCGGUGUUUGAGCGCAUCGCGCAGCAUCCAGUCGUACAUGACGGCCGAUAGCCCGCCGCCCGACAACGACACCAUGGAGAGCUUGAUAGACACCAACGAGCAGCUGCAACAGGCUCUAAACCAACACCAGCGUUCCGUGCUCAACGCCAAGAAGCAGAUAGACGUCGGGGAGCGCUCAAACAACCCCAGCCCGGCACCGCCGCCGCAUCUCAACACUGAGUCCCGCUCAAGCGGCGGGUGGCAGCCGCAGCCCCAGCAGCCGCCCCAGCUAUCGCUAGCCCCCCUAGCUGCCGCUUCAUUCCCCCAGUCCUCCUCACAGCAGCAACAACUACAACAACGAGAUUUGCCCGCGCCGCCGCCACCGCCGCCGGGCCGGAGACCCACCGACAACGGCAAAGGCAAGGCGACAGCCGACAGCGCCAAUUUGUGGGAACGCGACAACGCCGUCGCCGGCCCCUCCCGCUCCGCCACGGGCACCCCCCAACAGAACGAAGCCGACCCCUUUCGCGACCCCUCGCCUGCCCGCCGAGUGCCCGAGUCCUUGUCAAGGAACGCUGCCGCCGACACCCCCACCUCGGCCGACUCGGAGACGGGCCCCCGCCUGCCUUACGAGCCUUACCACCCCGGCGGCUUCACCGCGUCCUUUGGCGAAUCGACCACGCUUAGUACCGGCGCUGGUAGCGGCGCCGGCGGCCAGCCCCGCCACGACCUCAUCACGCCUGUCAGCGACGACGGCGGCAUCUACGAGACGUACAACGAUGCCUACUCGGCCACGCCCAAGAAGCCGACCCCGGCGGAGCCUGUUUAUAGGUAUUAAUCUGGCUGGCUUUGGGCAUGUGCCAGGGUUAGGGUUGUGCGGCCUGUCUCUGGUGAGGCGCUUGUCUCUGGUAAGGCGGCUCGGGUUCGAGGGCGUGACGAGCUCAGGUUUGCCGUGUCCAGCGACGGGCGCGGCUUGAGAUUGUGG